AUGCCAAUAUCCUCCCGCAAACCACCUCCCAGCCCACAGCCAUACCUGGCGGCUUCCACUUAUUCUCACUCGGCAGACAGCCACUCACCCGCAUACGCUCCUUUGCCCUCACAAGGAUCCAGAAACCCUUCACCUGCACCACCCUAUGAUCAUCGGUUCCCAGCCAGUCCCGAUCCAUUCACUGGAACCCGGAUGCUAGCUUACGGCCCAUCGGGUCCAGCCCAGACUCCCAGCAUACAGCAGAGCUAUAACCCUCCUUAUGCCGCCCCUCCACCGCAGUCUGCGCAACCGUCCUCGCAGCUGGCCAGCAAUCGUCUGCCCUUCUUUGAAGCUGCUCUAGCACGUUCAAGGGGAGAAGUGAUUGCAGAGCCUCCUUCACAGACCGGCGCGACUCCAGGUUAUGGUCAGCCCCUACCGUCCUAUCUUCCUCCACCCGAUCCCAAUCAUCCCAACUUGGCUGUGGGCUUCACUCAAUCCAAUACAAUCAGAUUCGCGACCUCCCACAGUCCGGGCUAUGCAAGAGAGUCUUCUCGCUCUCCCUCUCCAGGAUUAGAUGAGAGCUUUGAGGAGGGCUAUGAGAGGACAUACAAUUAUGGGGGUGAGCACGAUGUGGAGAAGGCUUUAUUGGAUAAUGGAGAUCUUCUGCAAGAUCAACCGGGGGCCCUCAACCAGAAAAACUGGGAAGAAAAACCCGUGGAUUACUUUGGAGGUCAUGACGGCGAUCUCUCUCUUCCCCCUUUCAGAGGCGCUGUCGGAACUGAUCCAAGCGGUGUACCAAGCAUACAUGUUCGUGGACCAACAGAUCCAGCAUUCUUAUCUGCACAUCCAGAUAUGGCGGCAUCAUCAACUCAGCACUUCGGUCCCGCUCCAACGGGUCGGGUAGGUCGAAGGACCCAUAAUGCUGCGGGACAUCGUCGGAUCAAGCAGUCAGCCACCCUCGAUGAUAACGGUUUCUUCGCAGUCGAUAUGCCUAUCCCCACCAGACUGGCCCAAUUUUUACCCGUUAAGGGAGUUGAAGAGCAGAAGAGUACAAGGUAUACUGCCGUUACUACCGAUCCCGAUGAUUUCCCUACUUCCGGGUUGAGACUUCGUCAGAAUAUGACCGAUCCUCCUCGUCAAACUGAGCUCUUCAUCGUCAUUACAAUGUACAAUGAAAACGCCGAGCUGUUUUGUCGGACGCUAUACGGAGUGAUGAAGAAUAUUGCACAUUUGUGCGGCAGGAAAAACUCGAGGGUAUGGGGGAAAGACGGAUGGCAAAAGGUGGUGGUCUGCAUCGUUGCAGAUGGGCGUAAAGCUGUUAAUCCUCGAGUAUUAGAUUGUCUUGCUGCGCUUGGUGUUUAUCAAGAAGGUGCUAUGACGAACAAGGUCAAGGAUCGCCCAGUUACCGCCCACGUCUUCGAAUAUACAACCAGUUUUGCACUAGACGCGGAUCUGCAUUUCAAAUACCCAGACAAAGGGAUCGUUCCAUGCCAGAUGAUCUUUUGCCUGAAGGAAAAGAACGCCAAGAAGAUCAAUUCGCAUAGAUGGUUCUUCAAUGCCUUUGCUCCUCUACUCUCGCCCAAUGUCUGCAUCCUGUUGGAUGUUGGUACGCGACCUGCUCCAAAAUCUUUGUAUUACCUUUGGAAAGCUUUCGAUCUUAACUCGAAUGUCGGUGGAGCUUGUGGUGAGAUUGCAACAUUCAAGGGCAAGACAUGGCGAAGUCUGCUCAACCCGCUGGUCGCGGCUCAGUGUUUCGAGUAUAAAAUGUCAAAUAUACUGGACAAGCCGAUGGAAAGUCUGUUUGGAUAUUGCUCGGUGCUUCCAGGAGCGUUCUCGGCUUAUAGGUGGAUUGCCCUCCAAAACAAUGCCGAUGGUACUGGGCCAUACCUUUACUGCCAAUAUUAUCUUGCUGAGGAUCGUAUCCUUUGCUUUGAGAUUGUUGCGAAGAAAAAGGCCAAUUGGGUGCUCAAAUUCGUCAAAUCCGCUGUAGGAGAGACCGAUUGUCCUGAUACUAUUCCUGAAUUUAUCGCGCAGCGUCGAAGGUGGCUUAACGGAUCCUUCUUUGCUGCUGUGUACUCACUCAUCCAUGUUGCGCAAAUCUGGCGAUCGGAUCAUUCUCUCUUGAGGAAGCUGGCUUUGAUGUUGGAAUUCGCAUACAAUGCUCUGAAUCUAUUGUUUUCGUGGUUUUCACUCGCCAACUUCUACAUCUUCUUUGUGAUUCUCACUCGAGCUUUGGAAGGAGAUGCCUUCAAUAUCCCUCGUAUCGAUAUCUUGAACUCGAUCGCACAGGUGAGUGGAACAAAGGAGAGUUAG
This is a messenger RNA of Kwoniella botswanensis, 2292 nucleotides long. RefSeq lists its product as uncharacterized. The coding region runs from base 1 to 2292 and encodes 763 amino acids. NCBI's taxonomy places the organism in Eukaryota, Fungi, Basidiomycota, Tremellomycetes, Tremellales, Cryptococcaceae. The transcript is spliced from 14 exons. Gene Ontology annotation, molecular function: chitin synthase activity. The record is from RefSeq and is a predicted model, not a curated record. Gene Ontology annotation, cellular component: cell septum; cell periphery.